This is a messenger RNA of Mitosporidium daphniae, 1095 nucleotides long. RefSeq lists its product as uncharacterized. The record is from RefSeq and is a predicted model, not a curated record. The coding region runs from base 1 to 1095 and encodes 364 amino acids. Gene Ontology annotation, cellular component: nuclear origin of replication recognition complex. The transcript has 4 exons. Lineage: Eukaryota; Fungi; Microsporidia. Gene Ontology annotation, molecular function: ATP hydrolysis activity; DNA replication origin binding; ATP binding. Gene Ontology annotation, biological process: mitotic DNA replication checkpoint signaling; DNA replication initiation.
AUGAUAAAGAGCUGCAUUCUUGAAAAACGGGGCGCCUCUAUAUGUUUGCAUGGUUACGUCUCAGGUGUCCCGGGAUCAGGAAAGACCGAAACCGUACGCGAAGUUAUUCGAAAUUUAGAAUCACAUCCCGUUGGAAGAGCUGCAAAAUUUUCUGAGAUUAACGGGUUGAAACUCACAAGCCCCAAGCAAGCAUUUGUGGAGCUCUAUUCUAUGAUCUUUACGCAAAUGAGAAUAUCUGGCAAUAGAGCACAGGAGCUAUUGGAUUUUGUGGUGAUCGUCGAUGAGAUCGAUUUGCUGCUAAACAAAUCCCAGAACAUUUUGUACAACUUUUUCGACUGGCCCAAUCGGCCAAACUCUUCGCUACUUUUAAUCGCGAUAGCUAAUACCAUGGAUUUACCAGAAAGAAUUUUUAAUAACAAAGUCUCUAGCCGGCUCGGGUUGCAUAGAAUUGACUUUUCGCCAUAUACGCAUCAAGCACUUACUGACAUUCUUCUUGAGAAACUCUCGACCUUUCAGUUCCAGAAAGAUGCGAUUGAAUUGUGUUCAAGAAAAGUUGGUGCCGUAUCCGGCGAUGUACGGCAAGCAAUAAGCUUUUGUGAUCGCGCCAAGCAGAUUGCGAUCAAAAAAUGCACUUCAAUUGUGACGCUAGAGGAUGCACACCAGGCCAUUCAAGAGGUUCUUGCAUCUGACCGGAAAUCGCCUCUACAAGGACUUUCUUUCCACUCUCUGUUGUUUCUUAUAAGUGCCUACAAGUCUCUGCGAGCAGAGCAAGCAUCAAAGUCUACAAAAAUCGAGCAGGUCUCUCUUUCUUGUACGCUGGAAAAAGUCCUGGAGAUGCAUUGUCAGCUUUGUAGAUCGUAUGACUUGGAUGAAAUCUCGGAGGCAAAUUUCAGGUCAAUUGCAGUGAUUUUGGCCUCGAUGAAGUUAAUAAUUUUAGAAAAUGAUUCUCCUCUAUGGCUCCAUUCACUUCGCUUCAGGAGCUCCAUUGAUGAGGUGCAAAAGCUUCUUUGUUCGUUUCAAAUAUCAGAGUCGCAAAAGUGGAUAUCGGCAACAACAGAAUGGAAGUCGUUGAACACCAUCAUGUCAAAACUGUAG